Molecule: messenger RNA, 2575 nt
Organism: Bombus huntii
Lineage: Eukaryota; Metazoa; Arthropoda; Insecta; Hymenoptera; Apidae
Exons: 2
Coding region: 1681-2394 (237 amino acids)
Biological process (GO): sex differentiation; regulation of transcription by RNA polymerase II
Cellular component (GO): nucleus
Molecular function (GO): RNA polymerase II cis-regulatory region sequence-specific DNA binding; DNA-binding transcription factor activity, RNA polymerase II-specific
Source: RefSeq, a predicted model, not a curated record
CGUGCCUACCGGCGUCGAUGUAAAUUUAAACUUGUCUGAUCGUUCGCUCCUUUCAUCGUCUACGAAGAAAAAAAAAUUCCUUUAACAGGCAUUAUCGUUCUUUUAAGAGAACGAUCUUUUCUUCAUCGACAUUCGAAUUUCAUAUCUUAGUACUUCACUUAAGUGACUAGUCGAAUACGAAUCUUUUGAGAGUUACAGUUUAUACGUGGAAAAUGGCUACUAAAGUUCACCCGUGGAGACGUCAUCGAAUGUCCAAGAAGACGAGAUCGCUUUCGGUUACAACUAAAAAUAUAAUAUCGUUCGAGUAUCGGGAAGCGAAGGAUAGUGCAAUCUUCCUGCCCCUUUUCGUCCUAUUCCGUACUGCAAAAAUAGAAGAGAGAGAAUCACGUUCGGCUAACAACGGUACACACCGCCAGCUGCGGCCACAUGGCAUUCUUUCUGUGAUCUUGCUUUAAGAGCUCGUUAAUACGAUCCUCUCGGAUGUUGCCAACGCACAGUUAAUAUUAGUUUCGAGUAUGUUUUCUUAACGUAUGAGUGUUCUUUCGACUCCGGCAGCAGUUAAGUGCUGGAGAAACCUGAAUGUUAUGUUCUUCCCUUGUCUUGGAUAAAAAUCUAUAUACUCUGACGGAUGGAGAGGAAGCGUCAGGUUUAGGUUUCAAAGGGAAACUAAACAGAACUUUAUAUGCCAUUUCUUCUUUUCUACAAAUUGAUAUAGAAAUUACAAAAUACGAUACUUGUUAAUCGUUGUAUUUUGAUUCUUAAAUUCUUGAAAAUAGUAUACUUGUAGUGUAAAGAAGAACGAAUACAGGAAUCAUUUAUUUUAAUCUGGACGAUGAUAAAUCGAUGUGUCUCAUUCAAAUUGUUUUUGUCGGUAAGGGUAAAUAAGCACGCGCAUUUCUGUUGCCCGCAAGGAGUCAUGCUCGAUAAAUCUUAGCCGUUUUGUAUAAAACCGCUCUCUGUGCCUAUUUGCUUACGGAAGAUCCGUAGGAUUCCGUCACGGUGGCCGUAAUCAAAGAAGUUGUACGGGUUUAACGAAGAUCUUUGCCUUUUUCUCGAGGUGAUACAAGUUGACAGUAAUAAGAAGAACGAGAUCCAAGCUGGCCUCGAUUGGCUCCUGGUCCACAAAAGUGGCGGAGUUACAUCGCGUUUCGAGCCAAUCCCAACAUGUUCCUUCUCUAAAAAUACAUUUUGAAUUGGUAGGAGGAGAUGCGGAGACACCUCCUUCGACAGAGGGAAAAAGAUUCCACUAUGUAUAUAACUCAUUCAACAGUGUACACUGACUGUUUCAUCGGGUAGAAUCUUACAGGAAGCUGGAAACAAGGGAAAUUGACGGGUGUUUCGCGAGAUAUAUCGGCGAACGAGUUUAAAUUCACGUGAUUUCUUCCAUGAAAUAUAUACGAAUUUUGUCACUAACUAAUAUUUAACUUCGUCACAUUUAUUAACAAACCGGUCGUGCUGAAGAAUCGAUAAUCCAUAAACGUAGUGGUUAUUAGAAACUUUUGAAUCUCUUUGUAAAUAUGAAAUGUUGUACCAACAUAUACUGCACAGCGUAUAAUCCCAACAAUAAUUCUUAUAAUAUUCCACGAAUAAACUUUAUGCGAUAGAAACAAGAAAUAGUAAUUAUUCGUGGAAAUCUUGAAGAAGAUAUACUCUCUGUACAGAGUAUCACAACGAUUUAAGAUGAAGACCGAAAGCGGUAAUUCGACUCAAGUGAAUUCCGGAAUCGAGCAACGUUUGAGGAGUCCAAAGUGCGCUAGAUGUAGGAACCACGGUGUAAUUUCCGGACUGAAGGGUCACAAAAGAUCGUGUGCGUGGAAGGACUGUCGUUGUCCUUGCUGUUUGCUGGUGGUCGAGAGGCAACGGGUGAUGGCCGCUCAAGUUGCACUCAGAAGACAACAACAGGCUCAAGGAAAUUUCUUCGGUGAAAACGUUUCAAGCGUUUGUCACACCCCGAUUGAUACGUCUGCUUCGCCGUAUCUACUGAAAACAGAUCAAACACCAGUCUGUCGAAGAGGGAAGAAUAUUCAACGUCAUCAAUUACAUUUUACGCAAACCAGCAUUAGCGUAACCCAAGGAUUCUAUGGAUUGAAAACGAUUCAUGGUUUACCUGCAGCAUUUACCGCAGACGCUCCAUUGUUGAAUGGUUUGUCACAAAAUCAGGAAUACAAACAAGAAUCCGAAGGUUCGAAAAAAAUACAACCCUUCCCAAGUAUGUAUUCCACGAUCCCGUGGUUUGAACAGGUCGCGGAACCUCGUAAGAUGAAGAAAAGUUUUAACAAUUUUACUUCCUCUGUGAACGAUCAAAAGAAUAUUUCUGCUGCUAAAAGUGGACCUUGUUUGGAGAAGAAAUCGACGAUCUCUUUUAGCGUAGAAUCUAUCAUUGGAACAAAGUGAUAAAUGAUAGUUCUAUAUGAAAUUGCAUUUCAUUAUUGUAAAUAGGAAUUUUUAUGAAUUGAUAAAUCUUAUUGGCAUAUACUUAUGGGCAGUAAUUAUGACAUAAGUGAAAAAUAUUCAAAAAUUUAAAUUAUUUUCUUAUGAAAUGCAAUCUAUAUGUGCUUGUAAAUCUUUCUUUUUU